AUGCUGAAAAUGAGUGUAACAUCUAGUGGCAACUCAUUUCAUUCUGCCGCAUCCGAUAUUUUGAAUGAUGGCAGUUCAUCCAUUAACAGUAAUGCCCGCUAUAAUGACGACAGAGUUAAUUUUAUAACGUUCAAUCAGGACGCCAGCUGCAUCGCAAUCGGGUUAAAUAAUGGAUAUAAGAUAUUCAGUUGUCGUCCCAACUUUGGAAAGUGCUAUCAAUUUAAAAAAGAUGAAGCAGUUAGAAUAAUUGAAAUGCUUUAUUGCACCUCGCUAGUGGCAGUCGUAGGACUAGGUGAAGAACCCGGGUCAUCACCAAGAAAGCUCAAGAUCAUUAACUCAAAGAGACAGUCUACGAUUUGUGAUUUAGUGUUUCCCUCAACAAUUUUACAGGUUAAGCUCACCAAAUCCAGAAUGGUUGUUGUUUUGGAAGAUCAAAUUUAUAUAUAUGACAUUACGACCAUGAAAUUAUUGCACACUAUAGAAACCAGUAUUAAUUCGAACGGAAUUUGCGCUAUUUCGUCAGAAGGAAGUGAUAUAUACCUUGCAUACCCGUCUCCUCCGAAGACUAUCACUCAUGAUUCUUUGUUAGUUACUGGAAUAAACACCAAUGGAGGAGUUAAUUCGGUCCAGAAUAACAUUCAAUCGGUUAGCAAUAGCCCUAAUAGAAUUGGCGAUGUCAUAAUAUUUAAUGUCACUACGUUGCAGCCCGUUUGCGUUAUCGAAGCACAUAAAUCAGCGUUGGCUGCCAUCACGUUGUCAAGCGAUGGUUUGCUUUUGGCAACCGCCUCAGAUAAGGGUACUAUAAUAAGAGUGUUUUCCGUCACAACUGGAAUAAAAUUAUAUCAGUUCAGAAGAGGCACAUACCCCACUAAGAUAUAUUCUUUGAAGUUCAGUUCCGAUGAUAUGUACGUAAUAGCCACUAGCGCUAGUGGAACAGUACAUAUCUUUCGAUUGGGAGAAGAUGAAGCGCUCAAGAAUAAACAUAAAAGGAGAAGAAGCUCAAAGCCAAAACCUAAGCCAAUUCCGGGAUAUGAGACGAUAACUGAAGAAGCCGAAGAAGCUAACACUCGAAAGCCCGCAGACGAAGAGGAAGAUGAUGAAAUCGAUGACGGUGAUGACAGUGAUGCGGAAGAUGAAGAUGGAGAUGACGAAUCAAUAGAAAUAAUUCCCAAGCAACGCAAGUUCUCGCAGGGAUCGAAUAAUUCAGCUGUUAGUGCAAUGUCUGGGAUCUCUAAUAUCAGUAGCGAAGAUGCGGCUGCACAAAGCGUAUCAUCAAUGCCAUCUAAUAAAGAUUCUAAAACGGAACCGCUUGUCGACCAAACUCGAUUAUCAGUUGCAAGAAUGAUUAGAAGGUCAUCUCAGACUUUAGGAAGAAAAGCUGCUCAAAAGAUGGGCGACUUUCUUCCCUCGAGGUUUUCCUCUAUCUUAGAACCUACUCGUCAUUUUGCAUCUUUGAAGAUUAACACAAUGGCAAAAGACGUGAAGUCAAUCGCCGUCAUGAGCAAUGAAAUACAGGAAGAUUUGGUUCCGCAAGCACUUUUAGCAGCAAAAAAGGACAAGGAUCAUAAAGAGAAGGAAAAAGAUUCGGUCACCACUUCCUUUAAUCAAAAUGUAAAAGAUUCUUCGACCUCAAAAGAGAUGCUAUCAUUAAAUCUAUUACACAUCAAUGUUGUCACGUCUGAAGGAUUCUUCUGUACUUAUGGUUUAGACCCAGAACGGGGUGGUGAUUGUAUUUUGCUACACCAAUAUUCUCUUUUAGACGAAAGCAGCUAG
This is a messenger RNA of Priceomyces carsonii, 1773 nucleotides long. Its product is annotated as phosphoinositide binding protein. The coding region runs from base 1 to 1773 and encodes 590 amino acids. Gene Ontology annotation, molecular function: phosphatidylinositol-3,5-bisphosphate binding; phosphatidylinositol-3-phosphate binding; protein binding. The record is from RefSeq and is a predicted model, not a curated record. Gene Ontology annotation, cellular component: phagophore assembly site membrane; cytosol; extrinsic component of membrane. The transcript has a single exon. Gene Ontology annotation, biological process: protein lipidation; nucleophagy; protein localization to phagophore assembly site. NCBI's taxonomy places the organism in Eukaryota, Fungi, Ascomycota, Pichiomycetes, Serinales, Debaryomycetaceae.